AUGAUCAGGUGGGGCCGACAGUCUGCGAUUUAUAUUUGUUGGAAUUGAAAGUGGAUUACCUUAGUUGAGUCAAACGUCACAACACGUUCUAAACUGUUCUUUCGACAAACACACUUUUUACCUUGUCUCCAUUUGUCCAUAUGGCUGCGCUUUGCUACCACUGAAAAAUCUUGAAGAUUGCCCAUUAUUAUAAAAGAUAAGGGCUCAAAAAACGAUUCAAGUAAGUAAAUAUAUUUUGAAAUGUUAAACUAUGUAUUAGACUUCUAGUAGACCACUUUGUAGGCUAACUCAACUACGCUUCUAGCUAGCAAGCUAACUUUACACACUGCUUAGCUAAGUGAAUUAAAUGUCAUCAUCUAGACAACUUUCUAUUACCUAACUAGAGUAUCUUGAUGUAAUCAUUGUAAAUGUAAAAACAGUUUCCAAAUGCAUUAGUUGAUAACAGCCUAGGAAGAGACUAAUGGCGCAUUUCCAUACAGGAUGUUUUACCUAAAAGGCUCAGACUUUUUUGUUUCCAUUGACGUGGGCCGGCACCCGUAUCUGGGCCAUGACUUCAGUGGACCUGCUCUCACUUGGGGCCAAAGCCAGGCCACUGGUACUUUUCAGCCAAAAUGUACAUAACAAUGAUUAAUAUUAACACCUUCUCACACCAGCUGUGUUUUUGUAUACAACAUGUGCUAACAUAGGUAGCUACAGAUGAAGUCAGAAGUUUACAUUCACUUAGGUUGGAGUCAGUAAAACGGGUUUUUCAACCACUCCACAAAUUUAUUGUUAACAAGUCAUUUAGGACAUCUAUGACAAGUAAUUUUUCCGACAAUUGUUUACAGACUUAUAAUUCCCUGUAUCACAAUUCCAGUGGGUCAGAAGUUUACAUACACUAAGUUGACUGUGCUUUUAAACAGCUUGGAAAAUUCCAGAAAAUUAUGUCAUGGCUUUAGAAGCUUCUGAUAGGCUAAUUGACAUCAUUUGAGUUAAUUGGAGGUUUACCUGUGGAUGUAUUUCAAGGCCUACCUUCAGACUCAGUGCCUCUUUGCUUGACAUCAUGGGAAAAUCUAAAUAAAUCAGCCAAGACUUCAGAAAAAAAUGGUAGACCUCCACAAGUCUGGUUCAUCCUUGGGAGAAAUUUUCAAACAACUGAAGGUACCACGUUCAUCUGUACAAACAAUAGUAUGCAAGUAUAAACACCAUGGGACCAUGUAGCCGUCAUACCGCUCAGGAAGGAGACACGUUCUGUCUCCUAGAGAUGAAUGUACUUUGGUGCGAAAAGUGCAAAUCAAUCCCAGGACAACAGCAAAGGACCUUGUGAAGAUGCUGGAGGAAACAGAUACAAAAGUAUCUAUAUCCACAGUAAAAUGAGUCCUAUAUCGACGUAACCUGAAAUGCAGCUCAGCAAGGAAGAAGCCACUGCUCCAAAACUGCCAUAAAAAAGCCAGACUACGUUUUGCAACUGCACAUGGGGACAAAGAUUGUCUGAUGAAACAAAAAUAUAACUGUUUGGCCAUAAUGUCCAUGUUUAUGUUUGGAGGAAAAAGGGGGAGGCUUGCAAGCCGAAGAACACCAUCCCAACCUGUGACGCACGGGGUGGAAGCAUCAUGUUGUGCGGGUGCUUUGCUGCAGGAGGGACUGGUGCACUUCACAAAAUAGAUGGCAUCAUGAGGUAGGGAAAUUAUGUGGAUAUAUUGAAGCAACAUCUUAAGACAUCAGUCAGGAAGUUAAUGCUUGGUCGCAAAUGGGUCUUCCAAAUGGACAAUGACCCCAAGCAUACUUCCAAAGUUGUGGCAAAAUGUCUUAAGGACAACAAAGUCAAGGUAUUGGAGUGGCCAUCACAAAGCCCUGACCUCAAUCCUAUAGAACAUUUGUGGGCAGAACUGAAAAAGCGUGUGUGAGCAAGGAGGCCUACAAACCUGACUCAUUUACAUCAGCUCUGUCAGGAGGAAUGGGCCAAGAUCCACCCAACUUGUGGGAAGCUUGUGGAAGGCUACCCAAAAUGUUUGACCCAAAUUAAACCAUUUAUAGGCAAUGCUACCAAAUACUAACUGAGUGUAUGUAAACUUCUGACCCACUGGUAAUGUGAUGAAAGAAAUUAAAGCUGAAAUAAAUCAUUCUCUCCUCUAUUUUUUUCUGACAUUUCCCAUUCUUAAAAUAAAGUGGUGAUCCUAACUGACCUAAGACAGAGAAUUUUUACUAGGAUUAAAUUGUGAAUUGUGAAAAACUAAGUUGAAAUGUAUUUGGCUAAGAUGUAUGUAAACUUCCAACUUCAACUGUAUAUGCCCUGGGUUAUAUGGGUAGGCCUACCUAUGUUAGCACAUGUUGUAUACAAAAACAGUUGAACAUCACACACAAUGUAUAAACCUAUUAGAAUUGGAGGAGGCCAACACUCCUGGGGAUCUGCUUGGUGUGACGGGUUCUGUUUCAUCCCAGAAAUAACACACCUGAUUCAACUUAUCAAACCUAAUGAGUUGAUAAUCAAGUGUGCUAUUGCCGGGCUGGAACAGAAGUCUGCUCACCCAGUAGAUCAGGGAUCAGUGUCGCAAGGUUAGUCACCGCUGGUAUGGAGUGUUUAGUAAUAAUAAUGGAGUGUUUAGUUUAGUAAUAAUAGCCUACGUGUUACUACCACUCAAUUUUCUAUUGUUUUCGACUACGAUGUCUAAUCUUUACAUAUGAGUUAGAUUAUUUGAACAUUUUGUUUUUGAUGAAGCGUUUAAACUUGUUUUAAUUGUUAAAAUAUUAUUCAAAAUGGACUAGUGUCAAUGUUGAUGAAUCACAAUCCUGCAUUAAAGAGGGGAAGGGGUUCUGUCUCUAAAAUGUCUGUUUCUGUGUUGUUUUCUCAAAUGAACAUGUCUUUUUUGCCUGUCUAGUUGUAAGAUCUCCAAUCUGUUUUAUUUGAUUGUCACGCUGUCUCAGUAUAUCAGCUAUCUGAAUCCAACCAUAUACCAGUGCUGCAGGCUGGUCUCAUAGACUAGACGUAACAUAGUAAACAUACAUCCGGGACACUCAAAUAGAGCCCCACAGUGGAGGUGUCAUAAUACCCAUAAAACCUAGUGGUCAAACAGGGAAAAUGUUCCAACAUUUUUUCAACCAUUUGAUUUUAGAAACAAAUCAAAUAAGGGCUGUGUGUCGUGUAGGCUUAUCCUGGCGUGAUGUUUUUUGAUAAACAUAUAAAACUCUCUCGGACAAGGUGGCUUUUAUCAAUAUAUUUGGCUUUAUUUAUUCUCAGAUUUUAACAUGCUAAUUAGCAUCAAAGUAGAGAUCAUUCAAGACUACAAAUCCCUGCAAGCUUGUGCACAUCACCUCUAGCGGACACCUUUGCUAACAGGUAUUGUGUCAAUUUAAAACUUGCUUUAGACAGUUCACAGAAUUAUUAAUUUAAAAACAUUUAGCCAAUUUAUUCAUGACUAAAUUUAGCUAACAUUAGAUAGUUAAUCCAGAUAUUGUUACCUUUUUGCCUCGAUCUGGCUGUCUCAUCCAGAACGAGGUUGUUGUUGUUCCCAUAGUAGGUAGACCAGGCGUAUUCAACUCUUACCCUAUGAGGUCCGGUGUCUGCUGGUUGUCUCUUCAAACCUGAUAAUUAUUUGCAUCCUCCUGGUGUCCCAGGUCUAAAUUAGUCCCUGCCGUGGAACUGGAUUCUAGGUCCAGAGUUGAGUUAGAGGGAGAUAGACAUGGUUGGUUUAUGUAUCACUGACCCUGAAUAAGCUAAAUACUGGGCUAACACAGCUAACCUUUAGGUCAGUAAUAUGCUGUUUUUAUUAAUAUUUUGUUGCCUUUAUAAUCCUGAGAGAAAUUGAACUAGCUUGUAGCUAGUUAUACCUAGGUAGCUUAGAAGGUUAACUGACUUUUCUCAAAAUCAACCUCAUUGUGACUAGCUACUUCUUGUCCCGGGGCUCAUGCAACCCUGCACACCCAAAUAUCACUCCAGAAAUGUCAAAAUAAGAAAUAUUGAACUGGCCAGCAUUGUUGACCAUUUCUCCCCUCUUGUUGCAGCUUCAUUUCAUCUCAAAACAACAGAGAAAUUCUGUAAAAACCAAUGUGUCGCUAACCUUCUGAAAUGUUUUGUCACCAGUGUUUGUUUUAUAGAUUUUUUUUUAGUCUUCACGCACUGAGGGGAUUCGAUGAAUCUCGCCCAGGCUCCCGUGUUGGCGUGUUUAGCACUGUGAUUUACACCUGGUUUGCACCCCUCUGUAGCUGAUUUUUGCCAUGGAACUUCCCCAGGUUUCCUGUUUUAGGGAAGCCUGGUUCACGACGAGGUUUGAUACAACUCCCUAGUUUGAUUAUAUGGUUUUGUCCUCGCCCAGAAUCAUAUUCUAUUUUAGUGAUUGACGGCAGAGCUGAAACUAAACACAUAUGUUUUAGUAAAAUAGGUAUCUUGCAAGUGGCUAUAGCAAGUCCUAAAUAUGUAUUCUGUGGAGCCCUUGGGCCAAGCCACUCACAAUGCUUAGAAUGGACUGUCAGAAUGUUGUCGUGCUUUGUUAAGGAGCACAGGUAACAUCCAUGGCCUUGUGCAAAUGUGUCAUUGAUCUCCUUCCAAUUGGUAUAAGAGAAUCAGUUCCAUUUCCACAUCCUUGACAGCAUGCUGAUCCAGCUGCUUGGCUCGAUGCCAUGUGUUCUUGUCAAUUAGGCUGUAAAUAGAAACAUGCAGAGGAAGCCUUUAUAGGCUGAGGGCAGAAACAUGUCAUGACAUCAUCAUGCGCUGGAUGAUUGAUUCAGACACUCAGGUUGUAUUUUAUACUCUGCCACUUCACAGGAGAAUGGGUUUUAAUUCAAAAAGAUGGCUCUUCCAUGGGUGAGAUAUGUUUAAUUAACACCACAUGAAAAACAAUGUGUCUCUCAACCAAUUGAAUGUGUUUGUUUACUCUAAAAUGAAGUGUUGCUGGAUUGAGGAAGAAGAGGAUAUUUGUAUUUCUCUCCUCACACCUUUCCUCCCUAAUGUUUCUCACAUUCAGAAGUCUACAUCUGGACUUUCCACACUCCCCGUUCAGUGCCAUCUAUGGAGUGCCCAUCAACAGCCCUGGGACACUCUACCCCUCUGAGUUGCCCCCGUCAUACGAGUCUGUGGUGGGGAUGGGGCAGACCCCUGCCAGUCAGGUCACUACCAGCAUUGAUCAGCAGGCCACUGAGUCCAGCCUCUGUGAGAGAAACACCACAGCUGGUCUCAGUACUCAGGCCUCGGUGGACAGUGCUUCUCUAAUGGUAUCAGAGGAGGUGGCAGAAAUUCCAGACAACAGUUGCUCCUCAGAGGAUCUCUGUUCCCUGGAGGUGCAGGGCUCUGACUCCUCUCCCUAUGGCAUGCUGCACACCGCCCCCACUGAUGGCAGCUGUAUCAGUCUAGAGCUCAGUGCCCGCUUCUCCCACCGCCACGGCGGCCCGGCCCGGCUCAACGACACUGGCUACAGCGAGUCCUCCCACACCCAGGACUCCAUACCCCGCUCUCCAGACUGGUCCAUAGAGAACGUCAACAUACUGGAGCACGAUGAGCCCAAGAGAGGAGCAAAGCUACACGCAAACCUCAUAGAACGAGCCAGUAGGAAGCAGCUGAUUCUUCCUGUCCCUCCUACUCCUCCCUCCCUGCCCUCUGCCUCCCCCUCUGCAGCCACAGCCUCCAUAGAGGCAGCCCAGAGCCUCCCUGCCUGCCCCUCCCUGUCCCCCCCUGCCCGGCCCCGUGGCUCCCGGCUGUGCUUCAGUGUGUGGUCCCCAUCCUCCUCUUCCUCCUCCCCGGCCUCGCAGCCCCCUUCUACCUCAGCGCCCGCAGAGCGACCCCGCAUGCUCCGGUCUGGCAGGAGGUAUCGCAAGCUGGCUCGCAUCGUACGCUCCACCAGCGACCCCAUCUCCUGUACCUCCAUAUCUGGAAGUGACAGCUGUGGCAGCCCCUCUGCAAGCAACCCUCCUCCUGAAGAUUCUCCUCAGACUUCACCAGAGCAAGAGUCCACAGAGGUGGCAGCUCCUCCCCACGCCGCUGCCAAAGUCAGCACCCGCAGUGGUAGGAAGCAGAAGGAGGGGAGGAAAGUGGACAUCCGCCUCAAACCGCGAGCCCUGCACACGGUCUCCAACGAGCGCCCACACUCUCUGGCUGACCUUAAGACGUAUAAAGACACCAAAAUCCUGGUGGCCAAAUUCCUGGAGCACUCCAGCUGCAGUCUACCUCCAGAGGUCCAGCAGGUGGUCAACAGCAUCAAGUAUGUCAUCAAGUCUGACGAGAGACACAUGGAGGAAGCUAUAUUCAGUGCCAAUGUCAUAGAUCAGGUGAUGACACAGUCACAACGCAUCAUCGGCAGCCCAAGGAAGCGUGCCCAUGAAGACUUGCACCUACAAAGCUGUGGGGCCUUGAGUUCCCCUUUCUCAUCCCUGCGCCGUCCACCUACAGUACCAGGGCCUCCCAACCCCCCUGCUUCCGUGGACUCCUCUCCCUCACCCUCUGAACGCACUCAAAGCCUUUUGUGUAGAGAGACCAUCCUUUGACUGCCCUCCCUCCCCACCAAGGACUCAACCUCUAUUUCUAUCUCAUAGUGCCCUGUGAGACUGUGCCAAGACUUUAGCAGAAACCAACUCAGUAGGUCAUGUCUGGAGUGGAUUGGCUUCUGUUCUCUCUCUCUCUCUCUCUCAUAUCAAAAACAGCAGAAUGUUCUCUUCUCCCUCAGGGGAUUUUUUAAGUCUCAACCCUGUAAACACACUUGUAAGCCAACUAAAUGGAGACGUCAUGAUGAAAAACUAGUGCUCUACUUUAUGAAAAGGAAAGAAAAACGACUUUGUAUUAAAACUGUGAACUGGACAGUUUUGGGAUGGUACUAGCUCCAGCAGACUUUGUGGAUUUUGAUUGGCUGAAUACUGUGUGCCACUGCAGGACAGAGAAUGUUACAAAAGUGGAUUAUUUAACUUACCUCAAUGUGUUACAGUUCUUAUCAGUGUUACAAUAAAAUAUGACUUUCUAUGUUGUAGUCGACCUCCUUUCAACAAUGGUAUGUCAUUUGAACAUUACAUACAUUUAUAGGAGGCGCGAGAGACACAGAAGCCAUGCUUACAGAAUAUGCAUGGCGCAACUGAAUAGUAAAAAAAACAUUAUGAAAAUACUGUAUGUACAAAUCACACAAAUUGUGUAAUAUUUUGAAAACCUUGUUCAUUGUAACUUUCGAAAUAUCAAAAACUUGUGGUUUGUCAUGAGGCUAGAAUGUGUGC
Oncorhynchus masou masou (cherry salmon) is the source of this 7167-nucleotide messenger RNA. Its product is annotated as protein ENTREP2-like. The coding region runs from base 4924 to 6453 and encodes 509 amino acids. The transcript has 6 exons. The record is from RefSeq and is a predicted model, not a curated record. NCBI's taxonomy places the organism in Eukaryota, Metazoa, Chordata, Actinopteri, Salmoniformes, Salmonidae.